UCUACAUCUCGUCCUUUUUCUACACUGUCAACUUCACGUGGCACCUUUACAUGGACCUGAAGGUGAAAUACAACCAGAAUAUCUACUCAGCCUCUGCAAUGCUAUCUAGAUCAGGACAGAGGCAUCUUCCAGGAGGAGAAGGCUGCCGGGAAAUGGUAGAGAAGGACUACACCUCCAGAGUUGGAUGGAUAGCUGUUGUUUUGUCCAGCCUAAUCCCUCUGCUGCUGAUGGUACCUGUAUUCUGUCUGGGAAACAGCAGCGAAUGUUUCCAUAACUUCAGCCAGAGUCAUAGGUGUCUCCUGAUGCACUCGCCACCCCCAGCCAUGGCUGAACUCCUGCCCUCUGCCAGCACAUCAGUCUGCAAGAUCCUCUACUUUUACGGGCUCAUCAUCUUCCUGACUAGCUUCCUGCUCAGUCUCCUCGCUAUUGUGGCCUUACUCACGCGGGCUCAGAUGCUGUAUAAGAGGUUCGUGAAAUCUACUGGUUUCCUGGGGGAUGAGCAAUGGGCCUCGAUCCGUGUGGUGGAGCACCGAGUGUGUUUCUAUCCAGUCGCCUUCUUUUGCUGUUGGGGUCCAGCUGCCAUCUUGGUGAUCAUAAAGCUGACCAGGCCAGAGAACACCCAGCUGCACAUGGCCCUCUAUGUUCUCCAGGCUCUCACAGCAGCAUCGCAGGGUCUGCUCAACUGUGGAGUCUACGGCUGGACGCAACACAGAUUCCACAGGCUUAGGCGGGAGGCUCGGAGGGAUGCAGACACCCAGACUCCCCUGCUACGCUCCCAGAAGAGGUUUUACACUGGUGCUCUAGGUGCCCCUGAGUCUAGACCUACUCCGGCAGAUGCUACCUCCACUGUCUUCUGAAGCUUGAGAGGAAUUGGGGCCACCAAGAUGGGGAUACUCUGCAGGAUGUGCCUACCAGGCAGUGAUGGCGAGGAGGACCGUGGGAUACUGCCACCAUGAGCUGCCCCUCCCAGUCCCCCCAACACUCCCGCCCUCAGAAGAUUACUGCUACUGGAGCAUGGACAUUAGUGACUGGGGUGGUUUUAUGUUCUCUUCUCAGUUAUGUUUCUCCUUCUGUCACUGUCCAUUUCUAGUUGUAAAGAUCUCAGUUCAGGGAGAUAAGCCCACCCCCACCUCCUGGGUGGCUAUCAUUACCUCAAGGAGGCCCAGAAUUGUGGAACUCCCUUGUGGAAACAAUAAAACCCCAGAUAAUUAUUUAUAAAUGUUAUUGUUAGACAUGCAACUCUGUGGUCUUGGAGGUGGGGAGGAAUAAACACUUAUUUCCUCCAA
Phascolarctos cinereus (koala) is the source of this 1286-nucleotide messenger RNA. The record is from RefSeq and is a predicted model, not a curated record. NCBI's taxonomy places the organism in Eukaryota, Metazoa, Chordata, Mammalia, Diprotodontia, Phascolarctidae.